AUUUUUUUCAUUGCACAUACAAGUAUUGGAGGAUUUUUCCUAUCAAAAGUGAAGAACUUGCCAAUAUUUGAUAACGGCGAGGUUGCCAUUGUGAUAUUUGACACUGGAAACGUGAUCACCUAUGAUUCACUGCGUCUCUGGAAACGGGUGCUGGAAGAAGAGCCGAAUCUAGGAGCAGCUGGACAGAGCGUUUUCCUCAUGACAGGACUACCGUCGAGCUAUGGCUUUGACAUGAGAUCGGAGGUGUUGAACUCUAAUAUCAGUGUCUCUCUGGCUAUGGCCACCGGAAUGGCAGUUGGAUUGACCUACCUCAACCUGAAGGCCAACAACAAUACCAUUUCGGAGGACGAGGACUUUUUCAGCCCAAUCGCACACAGAGUGGUGGGAUUUCCUGUCCUUCCUAAUAUAACCUUUUACUUCGGUCUCAACCAGAAAGAAUUUAUCAUGCCAUACGAUUAUUACUUUUUUGGCUUUUCCGAGAACGUUACGAGGAACGACUUUAACGCGAGCAGAGCGAGUUUUGAGGAGAUAUUUGUACUCCACAGCGUUCUGCUCUGGCCGCGGACGAGUCUUGCUACUGUUGCAAGGAAAGUCUGGCCUGGUGAGGGCUCCGGUCCGGAGAGAGACUAUUGCCUGCAAACCCCCUUUGACACCAACCCUGGAGCGCUCAUCACAAUCUUAUUCGGCAUAGUGCUACCGGCUGCUUUCGUGCUUUUCAUUCACAUUUUCUACCACACGUAA
This is a messenger RNA of Dibothriocephalus latus, 741 nucleotides long. Lineage: Eukaryota; Metazoa; Platyhelminthes; Cestoda; Diphyllobothriidea; Diphyllobothriidae. The record is from the annotation of a GenBank genome assembly.